UCAUUCAAGGAAUUCGGACCCCCAGGAGAAGUGCUGGAAGGUGUGUAUGCUUGUGCAAAGACAAUCCUGCCUCAAUCAUGCCAGCACUUCCAGCGACUGAAAAGAGAGAUGCGUGUGUGGUCAUGUCUCAGCCACCCCAACGUCGUCCCACUACUCGGCUAUGUGGAUGAUGUCAGCGGUCAAGGCCUUGUCUCUCCCUGGUAUCCGGAAGGGGAUGUAAUCAAGUUCAUCAAGAGUCACCCUAGCGCCAACAGGGAUACAAUUUGUGCCGAUGUAGCUUCAGGUUUAGAAUAUCUUCAUUCACAAAACCCGUCGAUUGUGCAUGGUGACAUGAAAGGGGAAAAUAUUUUGAUCACUCUGGAUGGGCACGCUUGCAUCUGCGAUUUUGGCCUCUCAAUUAUCUUGGAUAACAACCCCACUGGAUUUACUUCUUCAGUGAUCGGAAUGACUCUUAUCUUUUCCGCUCCGGAAUUAUUGGAUUGUAGCGAGAAGACGACCGAAUCUGAUGUUUAUGCUUAUGGGUGCACUUGCAUCGAGAUCCUUCUGGCAAAAAAGCCGCAUCAAACCAUCCAUAACCAGCCUGUAGGCGUCAUUGUCGAGGCGAUUCGAAACGGUAUGCCACCUAUCUCCCCUGAACAGCUCGAACAGUGCAAUUCGCUUCUCCCACUUCACCUAAUAAAACAAUGCUGGAGUCUGGAACCAUCGGAUCGACCACGGGCUAAACACUUAGCCGAGGCCUUUGGAGGUGCUCUUGUGAGCCACGUAGUGCCGGAAACUACAUUGUGACCCCUGCGCCCGUCCCAGUUUUUCCUCACACUGAGGCUCGUUAUCUUGACCAUGCAUAACACUAUGUCUGAUCUCCCUAGCUUUCAUCUGCUUCAUUUGGACCGUUUUACAUAAUCUGAAUGGCUCUGUAUACAAUCCGCGAAAGUAAUGGUGCACCACCGUGUUCUAAAUCCGCUACUUUCCAUCAAGCUCAAAGAUAACCAUUAUUUAACUUGUCACGGUAUUACUCCGUGAUCGUUCCUUGGUCCUUAUUUCAAAUCCUCCGAAGAAACCUCACAAUCGCGAUCCACUUUCCUUGCAAUAGUGCGCUUGACGCUAUGUUCAAACUGGACACAUGAACGAAGACUGAGUUUUCGUCACCAAAAGCCGAUUGAAA
Messenger RNA from Cantharellus anzutake, 1162 nucleotides. RefSeq names its product kinase-like domain-containing protein. The record is from RefSeq and is a predicted model, not a curated record. Gene Ontology annotation, cellular component: cytoplasm. Gene Ontology annotation, biological process: protein phosphorylation; signal transduction. NCBI's taxonomy places the organism in Eukaryota, Fungi, Basidiomycota, Agaricomycetes, Cantharellales, Hydnaceae. The coding region runs from base 109 to 786 and encodes 225 amino acids. Gene Ontology annotation, molecular function: ATP binding; protein kinase activity. The transcript is spliced from 4 exons.